AUGGGCGACGCAUAUUGGAGGUACAGCGACAGCCGGCAGCCGUCUGGGGGAGCUUUUCAGAUGCCCUCCAAACGUCCUCGUUCGGAUUACGAUGUCCCUAGUGGCCAUGAUCUAGCUAGCUAUUAUGCUCAUGAAGAUGAGAGGGUCUCGCACCGUAUCAUCAGGGAUACAGACCCAAUUGGAGCAUCAUACGACCGUUAUCUUCGUAACUCGGUGCCUUCUUAUGGUAGUGGAGAGUCAACAAGGUCAAUGGGCAGUGCAAUCGGUGGACAUCUCAUGGACGACCCCCGCAUCACUGGCAUGGGAGUAUCUGACUCUGUAAUAAGCUCAAAGAGUCGGAGUAUGGGGGUAGGUAGUGGAAGAUCUGAAGUUCCUCUUCCCCCUGAUGCUUCCAGUACCCUGUUUGUCGAGGGGAUGCCUGCAAAUUGUACGCGCAGAGAAGUGGCUCAUAUAUUUCGCCCUUUCGUUGGCUACAAAGAAGUGAGGCUGGUAACCAAAGAGUCAAGACAGCCCGGUGAGCUCGUGAUACUUUGUUUUGUUGAUUUUAUGAGUCCAGCACAUGCAGCUACCGCCAUGGAUGCUUUGCAAGGUUAUAAAUUUGAUGAGCAUGAUCGCGAUUCCGUGCGUUUAAGGCUGCAAUUUGCUCGCUACCCUGGUGCUAGGUCAGGUGGCGGGCAUCGAGGAAAACGUUGA
Molecule: messenger RNA, 693 nt
Organism: Oldenlandia corymbosa var. corymbosa
Lineage: Eukaryota; Viridiplantae; Streptophyta; Magnoliopsida; Gentianales; Rubiaceae
Source: the annotation of a GenBank genome assembly